Molecule: messenger RNA, 3627 nt
Organism: Centruroides sculpturatus (bark scorpion)
Lineage: Eukaryota; Metazoa; Arthropoda; Arachnida; Scorpiones; Buthidae
Product: patched domain-containing protein 3-like
Exons: 13
Coding region: 1-3627 (1208 amino acids)
Cellular component (GO): membrane
Molecular function (GO): glutamate-gated receptor activity
Source: RefSeq, a predicted model, not a curated record
AUGCAAACAGGAAAUAGUAGUGCAAAUUACAUAUGGAGAAUUGCUGGAAUUCAGCGUUCCAAUUAUUUACAAUUGGAUGAAUCUAACAAUAGUAUAAUUGGAGGAGAUGCUUCAUAUUUGUUUAAUAUCAUUCAACAAAAACUGAAAUUUAGAUAUAUUUUGAUAAAACCAAUUCCCACUUCAUUUGGAAUUAAAAGAGAAAAUGGAAGUUGGACUGGAAUGGUUGGACAACUUGUGUAUAACAAUGCCGAUCUCGCUAUUUCUCCUCAACUUGUAACAUAUGAAAGGUACCAAGAUAUUGAAUUUUCUUCUCACAUUAAAUUUCAAUCAGUAACUUUCGUGACAAGAGCUGCAAAGAAAUCAUCAAAUUGGGGAUCUCUUAUAAAACCUUUUUCUUUCUUGCUCUGGAUAACUACAAUUUGUGCUACUGUUAUAGUUGGAUUAGUGUUACAUUUAAUUGUCGACAGAGAAUUGAAAUUAAAAGAUAUUAGUAAAGUUUGGUCUAGAAAAAAAGUCUUUUGGUAUCUCUUUGGCACUUUUAUGUAUAAAGGUUUAAAUAUAGAAUUUAUACGAGGAUUUCCAUCCAGAUUUAUAAUUAUAGUUUGGUGGUUUUCCAUUGUAAUUUUAGUUUCUAGUUACAGUGGAAAUUUAAAAUCUUUUAUGACUUCCCCAUCAUUCGAAGAAAUUCCUGAAACUUUUGAAGAACUUUCAAAUGCUGUAUUAAAAUCUCAAUAUUCUUGUGGUUGCUUGGAUGGAGGUAGUGCAAUAACUUCGUUUAUUGUGAAUGCAAAAUCAGGAUAUGCAAAAAUUUUAGCAGAUCACGUCAAAUUAAAUAAAAAAUAUUUUUCUGAUAAUGAAAUAAUCGAUGAAGUGUUACAAGGGCAGUUUGCUUUCAUUCAUACAUUUUAUUAUAUAAAAAAGUUAAUGAAAAAUCAUGAAAGCAAACAAUUCAUGGUUUCAAAAGAUAAGUUUGCAAGUUUUAGCUUAGCAUAUGGAGUACGUAAGGGUUUCCCUUUUACGAAGAAUAUCAGUAGAAUGAUAUUAGGUUACAGCAUUGGGGAACAUCCAUUUAUAUAUUUAUUAUCACCUUUGAUAGUAGUUGGAAUCUUAUCAACCGGUUUUUAUAAAAUAAAACUUUUCAUAGACACCGAAUAUCUAUAUGUUCCUAUUAAUAGUAGAGCAGCGGAAGAAAGAAAUGCAAUAGAAUCGUUAUUUCCACAUAACAUGAAUGACUAUGAUGUUACCAGAUUAACAAGAUUUGGCAGAAUGGGUUUGGUGAUAUUUGAAGAUAAAAAUUAUGGUUCCAUUUUGUACGAAAAUGCAAUUAAGGAAAUAAUCAAAACUGAUGAAAUAAUUCGUAAUAUAAGUGUUGAAUGGAAUAAUAAAACAUAUUAUUAUCAUGAUUUAUGUGCAAGGAUGCACAACGGAGAGUGUUUUGAUAACUUAGCCAUUCUUAUGAAGGGAAAAUAUGAUCAGUUGAAAACAAAAAAUUUACAUAUUAGAUAUCCGUAUGACUUUGAUGAAGCGACAAUGAAUGUUGUAUAUUACGGUUAUACGUUCGGAAAAGUCACAUCUGACGAGAAUGGUUAUAUAAAAGAUAUUAAAGCCUCGAGACUAAUAUAUAUGCUUAAUUACUUAGACGAAGAACUUAACACUAUAGGUUUAAAAUGGGAAGAACAGUUUAAAGACAUUCUCUUUAAACAUCGAUUUGAAAAUGUUAAUAGUUUCGUUUUUGUAGCAAACGAUUAUAAUACAGAAUUAAAUAAAGUAACAAUAUCGUCAUUGAAACUUCUAUUAAUUGCUGUACCACUUAUGGUAAUUUUUUCUGUCCUAACAUGUAUGACAACAGAUUGGAUUACAAGUAAACCUUGGAUAGGAAUAGCAGGAUGUUUAACAUCAGCUCUUGGUGUAACUGGAGCUUUUGGAUUUUUACUUUGGCUCGAUGUUCCUUACAUUGAUUUGAAUAUUUCUGUUCCAUUUCUCUUAUUAGGUAUUGGAUUGGACGAUUCGUUUGUUUUAUUAGCAUCGUGGAGAAGAACAGAUAGUAGUUUAAGUGUAAAAGAAAGAAUGAGCAUUACAUAUUCCGAAGCUGCAGUAUCCAUCACCAUUACUUCACUCACAAACUUUAUUUCAUUCUGUGUUGGAAUGACCACUGAUUUAAGAGUUAUUCAAAUAUAUUCGAUAUAUUUUUCUUUAUCAGUAGUGUUCACUUAUAUCUGUGAAAUUACAUUUUUUGGAGGAAUAUUAGCACUUAGUGGAUAUAGGGAGAGCAGAAAUUUACAUGCUUUAUUCUGCAUUCCAGUUAGAAGAGAAAAAUAUAAAGAUUUUACUUUUCUGAAACUAUUGUUCGUCGGAAUAGUUAAAGAAUCUGAAGAGUUGGAGAGACAAGAAAAUGGAAUUUUAUAUUUUUAUAAAAAUGUUAUAGGAAAAAUAUUAGUAAAGAAGUUUGUAAAAAUUACAGUUAUAAUAAUAUAUAUCGUUUAUAUUUCUUGUGGAAUAUAUUGCUUAACUUUCAUUAAACAAGGAAUGUCGUUCAAUAGUUAUUAUGUUUAUAACUCGCAAGCCCUAAAUUUCACCAAAAAACAUUACGAGUAUUUUACGACAUAUCCGCAUAUUAUUCAAGUAGUAAUUAACAAACCAUUGGAUUAUUCCAAGAAAGAAGUACAAAGAAAUGUUUUAGAUAUUGUAAAUAAAUUUUCUAAUUCUGUUUAUAUAGCAAAUGAACUAAGUUCAGAAUUUUGGUUGAAAUACUAUUUGAAUUCUUUUAACGAUACGAGAUUAUGGUAUUCUUAUAGCGGAUAUAAUAUGAGCAAACAGGAAGAUUUCAUUGAAGCACUUCGUGAUAUAUUUCUGAAAUUUCCCGUCUUUAAACAAUUCAACAAAGAUAUUCUUUUUAACGAGAAUAGAACUGAAAUAUUAACUUCGAGAUUUUUUAUUACAGCAAAAAAUAUUAAUGAUACUGAUAAAGAAACAGAGUUAUUGAAAUCCAUGUGGAAUAUUGCCGACUCUUGUCAAUAUCCUGUAUACGUAUAUAAUGUUUGGUUUUCUAUAUACAGCCAAAAUGUAAUUGUUAAAAAAAUUACAAUUACGACAUUGUCAAUUGCUAUUGUUGUAGUUGUUUUAACAUUUUUGUUAUUUAUUCCAAACAUAAUAUCUGUAAUCUGUGUGGCAUUAACAAUAUUAUCUAUUGAUAUAAGUAUUAUUGGUUUUAUGUCUGUUUGGAAUGUAUAUUUAAAUAUGAGUUCAAUGAUUUGUUUAAUGUUAGCUACAGGAUUAUGCGUAGAUUACACAUCUCAUAUCUCUUAUGCAUAUAUUACAAGUACAAAAGAAAAUCCUGACGAGAAAACUAAAGAGGCUCUCUACGCUGUUGGCUAUCCUAUUUUACAAGGAUGUAUUUCUACUCUUUUAGGAGCUAUUGUUUUAAUUUUUGCUUCCAUAGAUACAAUUCUAUUAUUUGUCAAAAUUAUCUUCUUAGUAAUGUUAUUCUCAUUUAUACAUGGUGUUUUUAUAAUUCCGGUAUUUUUAAAUACUUGGGAGACAAUUAAAGAAGGUAGAUUUAGAAAGAAAAGAGAGACAAAAAUGAAAGAAUAUGAUAUGAUUAAUCAAAAUGUAGAAAGAAUUUUGUAA